This is a messenger RNA of Hydra vulgaris (swiftwater hydra), 1172 nucleotides long. RefSeq names its product cathepsin Z. Gene Ontology annotation, cellular component: lysosome. The record is from RefSeq and is a predicted model, not a curated record. Gene Ontology annotation, molecular function: cysteine-type endopeptidase activity. Lineage: Eukaryota; Metazoa; Cnidaria; Hydrozoa; Anthoathecata; Hydridae.
CAAAAUUGAUAUAAUUUGUUUAAUAUCACAUGAUAAUCAUGUCUUUUUUUGUUUUGUUAUAGAUAUUAUUAAAUUGUAAAUCAUAUUAAAAAAUCAUUCGUGUUAAAAGACUUUAAUAAUAAAACAAAACUAUCAUGAUUGGCUUUACAAUUUUUAGUUUUGCUUUAUUUCAAAGUACUGUCUGCAUGCUUCAUGUAGGCGAUGAACCAUGUUACAAACCAAUUUUUGAUAAAGGAAUUAAAGAAGUAAUAUUAACUUCGCGACCUCAUGAAACAUUAAACUUGAAUGAUAUACCAAAAAAUUUUGAUUGGCGCAAUAUUGAUGGAAAAAGUUAUGCAAGCACGACUAGAAACCAACAUAUUCCCCAAUAUUGUGGCUCUUGUUGGGCACAUGGAACAACUAGUGCUCUUGCUGAUAGAAUAAAUAUCAUGCGAAAAGGAGCUUGGCCAUCUGCUUAUCUAUCUGUCCAAAAUGUUCUUGACUGUGCAAAUGCUGGAACUUGUCAUGGUGGUGGAAUGAUAGCUGUUUACAAGUAUGCAUAUGAUCAUGGAAUUCCAGAUGAAACAUGUAAUAACUAUCAAGCCAUUGACCAAGAGUGUAACUUAUUUAAUCAGUGUGGUACUUGUUCAACAUUUGGUGAAUGUUAUGUUGUAAAUAACUAUACAAGAUUUAUGGUUUCUGAAUUUGGGGAGGUCAAUGGGCGAGAAAAUAUGAUGGCUGAAAUUUAUAAACGCGGACCUAUUGCAUGUGGAAUAAUGGCUACUCCUAGUUUUGAUAAAUACACUGGUGGUGUUUACACAGAGUAUACCGAUCCGUUUGAAAAUCACAUUAUUUCAGUUCAUGGUUGGGGUGUAGAUGAAAAUGGUGUUGAGUUUUGGGUUGGCAGGAACUCAUGGGGUCAACCUUGGGGAGAAAAUGGCUGGUUUCGUAUAGUUACUUCUCUUUACGAAGGUGGAAAAGGCGGUAUGUACAACCUUGGCAUAGAAAAUAAUUGUGCUUUUGCUGUUCCGAUAAUUCCUAAAAAUUGGAAAGUAUAAGAAGCGAAGUUUGUUUUUAGUUUUAAUUAGUAAUUUAGUUGUUUAAUUUUAUGCAACAAAUUGUGUAUAUACUUGUUUUACUGUGUGUACUUUUUAAAUACUGCAAUUCAACGAAAAAAAAAUUUAUAAUGAUAA